GGCCGCGCGCUGCUCUUUCUUGGGGUCGCACGUGCCCACCACUCGGUGUCACGGCGAGAAAGAAGAGCAGGGGCAGCCGUUCGUUUAGCGGGCUGUCGCCUCCGGAUACAGAUGAUCGCUCGCAGCUCCUUCUCAAGAGUCGAUUGUCUGUUGAAGCUUGUAUGCGCCCCAACUGUUCUUUCUAAUCCUUUGUGCCGUCUUCAAGUCCCUACCUUUCAGGGUUUUCACCAUGAUCACAGUUUAAAUUGUGUUAUGAAAGUGGGUGGGGCCAAGGAUAGGUCAAAUAUGAUGGGACAACACAAGAAGCAGAAAGCAACUAUGCCUGUAUGGAGGCCAAUCUCCACGCAGUCAGAGAAUGCACCAGGGAGUUGUGGCUGUGAAACUGACUCCAAGUCUAAUGAGGUGAGAUGCCAGAAAGAAGUUAUGGAGGAAACUUUACAGGAAUCAAGCUCCAACAAGUAUGCAGAGUUCGCUUGUGGAGUUGAGAAAUAUUCUAUCUCUGUUGAGGUAGAUUCUUCUUUGAUUCAUUUCAUAAAAGGAAAAGGGGGCUCUGUGCAAACACAAAUUGAGGGAGAGUUGGCAGUGAAAAUUAUAUUCCCAUCAUCAAAGGAGGACAAUUGUAUUGUUAUUGAAGGCAAUUCUGUCGAAAGCGUGACUAAAGCAUCAGAAAAAAUUGCAACUAUAGUUGAAGAGGCAGUGAAAAGCCCACGGCUUGAUUACUCUCACUUUAUAUCACUUCCACUGGCUAUUCAUCCAGAACUGGUAGAGAAGUUAAACCAUUUUCAGAAUUCGAUCUUGGGGGAUGCUCCUUCUAGCCAAGAUGAUAAUCUAGAAAGUGCUGCAGACAAAGAGGAGGAUGAGGAGAAACAGUCAGAAAGUCCAAGUGUUGCCGUUAAUCUUGAAGUCCAAGAUGAAAAGGAACAUAAAAGAGUGAAGACAGAUACUGUAGACUCCAAGUCAAAUGUUCAAACUUCCAUUUUGUCAGAUUUGGGCAUUGACAGAUCCAUAUUUAUCAAACCAAGAACAUUUCACUUAACUGUUCUUAUGCUGAAGCUGUGGAACAAGGACCGUGUUGCUGCAGCUACUGAGGUUCUGCAGGGAAUAUCUUCAAAAGUAAAAGAUGCCCUGGACAAUCGACCUGUCGUUAUAGGACUCAAAGGGUUGACAUGCAUGAGAGGUUCGCCAGCUAAGGCCCGUGUUGUUUAUGCUCCUGUUACGGAAAUUGGUGGAGAGGGACGCUUGCUACGUGCUUGCCAAGUCAUGAUCGAUGCUUAUGUUGAAGCAGGACUUGUUCUUGAAAAGGAUGCUCAUCAAACAUUGAAGCUGCACGCCACCUUGAUGAAUGUGAGGCACAGGAAGAGGAAGAGGACUAGAAGACAUGAUUCCUUUGAUGCACGGCACAUCUUCAAGGUUCAUGGCUCAAAAGAUUGGGGUGAGUAUCUCAUCCGAGAAGUGCAUCUUUCUCAGAGGUUCAAAUUUGAUGAAAGUGGAUAUUAUCAUUGCUGUGCAUCGAUUCCUUUACCCGAGAACAUGCAGACUGAAUGAGUUCCACCUUCUCGGUUCAUAUAUUCAGGUAUGCUUAGAUGGUUUAUGCUAUCUGUGCAUCAGAUGUUUGUUCCAUGCAAAAUUCCAGCUGUUUUAUUAUACUUUCUGGUUACUUUGUCUGGAAGAAAAAAGAUUGUGUAAUUUAUCAGUAAGUUUUCUACUGACAUGGCAUUGUGGAUGAUGAAUAUUUCACUUUUAUUUUUCUCAUUUACGUAAUACGAGUCUAUAUACCUGUACUAUCAUCACACAAUAAUUUAAAUAUGAUAAGGUGGUAAGAGGCAGGACUGGUUAUAUUUUCUA
Phoenix dactylifera (date palm) is the source of this 1845-nucleotide messenger RNA. RefSeq lists its product as uncharacterized. Lineage: Eukaryota; Viridiplantae; Streptophyta; Magnoliopsida; Arecales; Arecaceae. Gene Ontology annotation, biological process: DNA alkylation repair; regulation of DNA-templated transcription. The record is from RefSeq and is a predicted model, not a curated record. Gene Ontology annotation, cellular component: nucleus. Gene Ontology annotation, molecular function: RNA binding.